CACGGCAGUAGCUAUGGUCGCUUUUGAGCAAUAUUUAGAGGAAGUUGGCUCGUUUGGAAAAUAUCAGAUAAUAGCACUGCUAUUUGCUUCUUUUUCACAAAUACCUUCCGGCUUCCACAAUGUUAAUUUCGUAUACAUCGGGGCAGCCCAGGACCACUAUUGCGCCCCACCCACUCAGUUAGGGGCGUUCAAUUUGACUGAGGCGCAAAUUAAGGCAUUGACGAUUCCCAUUGAGGUUAAAGAUGGGAAUGAACGUUAUUCUGAAUGCGAGCAGUAUGUAAUGAACUAUAGUGCUAUAACAUCGGAUGAUAUUCAAGGAUUGACAGAAUGGUUGGCUGGAAAUGGAACUCGUACAGAAUCACCAUUGAAUGCUUCUAAGGUGGAGAGCUGUGAAACUUGGGUGUACGAUACUAGCGUCUAUGAAACAACAGUUGUCUCCGAAUGGAAUCUUAUCUGCGAAAAGCAAGCUCUAAGGGCAACGACGCAGUCAAUCUUCAUGGUAGGGCGAUUUAUUGGUUCCUAUCUCUGUGGCUACUUAGCAGAUAGAUUUGGAAGAAAAGCAGUUGCUUGUUGGUGUCUCAUCAUCAAUAUAGUGUUCGGAAUUGGUUCCUCCUUCUCGCCUAACUACACAGUGUAUACUACUCUUCGGUUUGUCAUCGCAGCUUCUUACUCAGGGAUCAUCACUGCAGGCUUCAUAUGGCGUAAUUCAGAAUCUCCAAGGUGGUUGUUUUCAAAAGGAAGAUACAAAGAAGCGGCAGCCAUCUUGAAAACUAUUGCACGCGUAAAUGGAAAGAAACUGCCAAAAGAUGUCGUUGAGGCUCUCGAGAAUAUCCAUUCGAUUGAAACAAAGGACAAUAUAAAAACUCAUGGGAUGCUGAACUGUGCAGAUAAAAGUGAUGAUGUAACUUCUAAAUGUACUCGUGAACAUCCCGAAGCAGUCGAUACACUUGACCUUAUUCGGACACCAAACAUUCGAAGGGUCUCCAUAAUCUUCGCUUACAACUGGCUAACGGUCAUUCUGGUUUAUUACGGACUUAGCUGGAAUACCGGAAAUAUUGGCGGAGACCCGUAUAUAAAUCAGCUUAUCUCAGGGUCUAUGGAUAUUCUUGGCAACUGUUUAAUGUUGGUGUUAUUCACUAAGGUCGGGCGACGUCUUCCUAUGUGUUCCAUGCUGAUUACAGGUGGCGUUGCAUUAUUAAUGGCGUGCACGCUUCUUGGUAACGAAUCAAUGACGUCUAUCGUCAUCACCCUUGCGAUGUUAGGUAAACUUGCAAUAGGGUCAGCCGUUGCCAUGGUAUGGACUUACACUCCCGAAGCGUAUCCAACGUACUUGCGUGCAGCAGCGACUGGAGCAGGGUCUUCAAUAGCAAGAGUUGGAGCUAUUAUCGCUCCAUACUUACUUCUUUUGGGGGACGUCACAAACAAGUCCGUGCCUUUGGUCAUAUUCGGUGUGCUUUCCCUCGUCGCAGGUCUGAGUAAUCUUUGGCUUCCCGAGACGAGGGGAAAGGUCCUACCUGAGACGAUAUUGGAAGCAGAACAUUUCUUAGAAGGCCAGGAAGUGUUUACUUGCCGUCAAAAGGACCAGGAAACUACAAAACAAGAAAGAGAAGAUAUUUCAAAAUGUAUUGAUGAUUCAAAUACAUAGAAGCAAGAUCUUAGUACAACGCACAAUGGAGCUAAUCUAUAUUCACCCUGGUCAACUGCUCGACAACCCCUGACCAAAUUGUUGAGUUUUGGUUGCUAAUCGUUCUCAGAAAAGUGUUGACACAUGUUUAAUUUAUAUGUUUAACUAUAUGGAUGCUCAUUAUACUUGAUGCAAGGGAUAUCUCAGGGAAACAAAAUCUAUAUUUUCCCAGCAUCUGGGUAAUUAUGAUAAUCAAAAAGGCACAAUGUGACUUAUCAAUGAAUAUAUAAAUAUAAUACAUAUAUCCGCUAAUAAUACAACAUUUAGAUGAUCAAAUUAUUUUGAUUUUGUUGAACAUUAAACUCAACAAUGACGCCAAACUAGAUACUUUUAAUAAUUGAUAGCCUAAUACACCUUAGCCAAAAAUAGAGUCUAGGUGAUUUUAAUAUCGAUACAAUGAAGAUUAACCAACAGUGACGUCUAGAUAUUUUAAUAUUUGUAGUUUAACCAACGGCGACGUUUAAAUAUCAAUAAUUUAGUUUAGCCAAUGGUGACGUAGAAAUGAUUUUGAUAUUUGAUACAAUUAGCCAACGGCGAUGUUUAGAUAUUUUCAUAUUUGACACAAUGAAGUUUAAUAAUUUUGAUAUUUGAUAUCAUGUAGUUUAACCAACAUCGACGUCUAGAUGG
This is a messenger RNA of Owenia fusiformis, 2311 nucleotides long. Lineage: Eukaryota; Metazoa; Annelida; Polychaeta; Sabellida; Oweniidae. The record is from the annotation of a GenBank genome assembly.